ACAAAAUUUCCAUCAUAUCUCUAUAUACUUCUCUUCCAUAUUUAACAGGGAAGAAAUAUCAUUCAUUUUUCCUUGGUAGCCAAACCCUAAAAAAAACCCCUCUUUUUCACCGCAAACUUCACUUCGAUUAAUCUCAUCUUCAUUACAAUCCAUCCAUUUCAAUUCUCUCAUUCAUUCAUUUCAACUUCGAAGAUUUUAAUCAACACUUUAAGUUGAAUCAAAUUCGUCUUCUUCAACUCUUCUAAUUCACUGCAAUUCUGGAAAAAGCCUUCAUCUUUCCUGCAAAACAAUGAGUGGGAGAGUUGGAAGGGAAUAUCAUUCAAGGAGGGAUCAUCAUACACAGCAGUACCAUAGUCAGCGACACCAUAAUCAUCAUUCGUCGUCUUCGUCUCGUUUCGACGAAAGCAAGCCUUCUCGUGGCAAGAAUAAUCCUCCUUCCCGGCAUUUAUGGGUUGGGAAUUUGUCUCACCACAUUAGUCAAUCAACUCUUGCUGAUCACUUCAUUAGGUUCGGAGACCUCGAAAAUAUUGCGUGCCAUUCCGGUCGGAGCUACGCCUUUGUCAAUUAUGUGAGGGAAGAUGAUGCUAUUGCGGCUUUGAAUUCGCUUCAGGGGUUUAGUCUUGCAGGCAUGCCUCUUAGGAUUGAGUUUGCCAAGUCGUAUACAGAUUCUGAAUCCCAGGACAAGUCAUCUGCUCCUCCACGUGAUGAGUUGUACUUGCAACAUCGAGAUGAGCUGCAACCUCGAAACAGAAGUUCAGCAUUCUCACCAAGGGAAUCUAGAAAGCGUCCUGCUAGCCCUGAUGCAUACUAUCCAGAUAGUCCAAGGAGAAAUGAACGUGGCUCAGACCAUCCAACUGAAAUUUUAUGGAUAGGGUUUCCAUCAUGCUUGAAAGUGGAUGAAGCGAUAUUAAGGAAGGCUUUUUCUCCAUUUGGAGAUAUUGACAAGAUAACUGCAUUCCCAGGUCGUACAUAUGCAUUCGUCCAGUUCAGGAAUCUAGCAUCAGCUUGCAGGGCUAAAGAAACUCUCCAAGGAAAAUUGUUUGGAAAUCCACGCGUGCAUAUAUCUUUUUCUAGGAAAGAGCAUGCUUCAUCUGCUGGUGGGAGGCAAAGUCUGGGGCCUAAUGCUCCUCCUUCACAUUCUAAGUCCUUUAAUCAGAUUGGAUCUUCUGAUAACUUACGCGCUGAUAGAAAUGCCAGAGAACCUGAAGAUCCAAGCAUUAGGGUCCCCCAUUACCCAAACAUGGAAUAUGAAGAUCCUGAAAUUAGGAGCUUCAGGAGGCUAGAGUCUCCAUGGGCUCAUACUGGUGGUUCAUAUGAAGACAGAAAAUUUCAUGAACUUGGACCAGAUAUAGGUCCUUCACAAGGGCGGCAGGAAUAUAGUAGGAGUCCUUUUAGAGAUGGAAGUGCUCAAUAUCAUGACUUUUCUCCUCGAAAUCUGAGAAGAAAAAGUCCAUUUCCAGAAGAUCGAAGGGACUUGCCGGAGGAUACUUACAACUAUCACAGAGGAAAGAAAUUGAAAAUUGAUUCCUUUCCACGUGAGGAGCUUCCUGAAUAUCCUUUGCAUAAUGUAAGCCAGGAUAAGCAUGUUUUCCCUGGAUUAGUUCCUGAAUUUUCUUUGUCAGAUGAGUCUGGGCCUCCUAUUCCGUAUAGAAGACUGCCAGAGAAUCCUUCAAACUUAAAUCGAUCUUUAGGGGAUAGGCAUGACAAUUGGGGAUCAUCUCAUGAUACUUUCCGGUCACCUCCUCCAAAUUCAUCAUCAAUUCCAGCUGAGUGGAAAAGAACCACCUCUGAGUUGCAUCAGCGAGGAACGAAGGAAUGGAAAUGGGAGGGUACUAUAGCAAAGGGUGGAACUCCUGUCUGCCAAGCUCGUUGCUUUCCAGUCGGAAAAGUCAUGGAUUUCUUCUUGCCAGAGUUCCUAGAUUGCACUGCACGGACUGGGCUUGAUAUGCUUUCUAAGCAUUAUUAUCAGGCUACCUGCUCUUGGGUUGUCUUUUUCGUCCCUGCCAGUGAUGCAGAUAUGGUAUAUUAUAAUGAAUUUAUGCAUUAUCUGGGAGAGAAGCAACGGGCAGCAGUUGCUAAGUUGGAUGAUAGGAACACCUUGUUUCUUGUCCCCCCUUCAGAUUUCUCUGAGAACGUGCUAAAAAUACCUGGGAAGCUAAGUAUAUCUGGUGUCGUUUUAAGUUUAGAACCAUCUAGUCCUACCUUGGCUUCUCAUCCUCUAGAGAAUGAGAUGAAAAAUAGAGAUGUCAUUUAUUCACAUGCUGAUACAUCAUACAGCAAACUGCAAUUUCCAGGUCCCUCUCCUAUACCUUCAGACGUUGAUCGUGCAUCAUUACAAGGAAAUAGCAAAGCUUCAGCUCCAUCACCAUUCCCAUCUUAUGAUCAUGGAAGCGGAAGCAUCCCUUAUCACAUGGAAAGCAGACACAAUUUCCAACCUGGUUACUCUGCCCCUCGGGAUGCAACAUUGCAAGCAUAUCCUGUUUCUGAAGGAUAUAAUAAUUCCAAUUCUGGUAGGGGUGGUACAGAGUUUAGCAGGGUUAUUUAUGAUGCUGGUACCGAAUAUUCUGAUGGUAGCAAGUCGUCUCUUCAUGAACAAAAAUUUUCAUCAUCUGUACCUUCUUUGCCUCUGAGUGGUUUUCAACAAGAGCAGCAUGCUGAUGUCUCUCUGCGGGGGCAGCUACAAAGGCAAACUACAAACCGCUCUCCUCCAGCUGCUGAUGUUUAUAGAUCAUCUGGCUUCAUUGGGAAUCAACAUGAAAGUCUGUCAAGAGUUCCCCCAAGAUAUAAUGCUUCACAAACAGCAAAUCAGGUGUCUUCUGACAUGUCACCAUCUCCGUUUAGUCAGCUGCAGCAGCAACCAGUGCAAGCAGAAAACGUGCGGGCAUUCGCUCAUGCUGGUCCCGUGGCAACACAGGGGAAUCAAGAGAUUGUGAACACAGGUAAUGCACAAGAUGACGGUGAAGCUGAUCCUCAGAAACGGCUGCAGGCAACUUUGCAACUUGCUGCAGCUUUGCUUCAGCAAAUCCAACAAGGCAAGGCACCUUAAUUGGUUGAGAUUUUAGGAGUUGAAUUUCAGAAUCCUCCUCUCCCCCUUCUACCCCAAAAUAGUGAAAAUGAUAAACUUAGAAUUUUUUUUAAAAAAAUUCUGAUAAUUUUGGAAGUGAAGUCCUGGUUGCACUAAGCAGGUGAACAUGA
Chenopodium quinoa (quinoa) is the source of this 3195-nucleotide messenger RNA. Its product is annotated as flowering time control protein FPA-like. Lineage: Eukaryota; Viridiplantae; Streptophyta; Magnoliopsida; Caryophyllales; Amaranthaceae. The coding region runs from base 290 to 3046 and encodes 918 amino acids. Gene Ontology annotation, molecular function: RNA binding. The record is from RefSeq and is a predicted model, not a curated record. The transcript is spliced from 4 exons.